GUUAUCGUCCUAGAGUUACUGAUUCAAUCACAAUCGUACGAUCGUACGCAUACACAAAGCUCACCAUGAGAGUGACAGCUGCAGUAGCCGGGUCCUUGUGUUUGCUGGGGACGUCGGUGGAAUCCUUUGUCUUCCCGGCACGCAAGAGUCCAAGGUUGUCCUUCCCUGCGGCAAAUCCAGUCGCCUCCUCCUUUCGCAAUGCGGAAGCUAUAGUCAGUUUGCACGAGAAAAAGAACGACAUAGAUAUCGACGAUGUUACGAAAGAAGCGGAAGAAGCUUUGGCGGCGGCUGAAGCAGCGUUAGGAGGUGGACUUGGAAACAACAAGCAGACGGUAAAUCCAUCCCCGAGCACACUGUCCGAAAGCACGCCAUUGCCAUCUCCAAAUAACAAAACGACGCCUUCAUCUUCGCCUUCAAAAACGCCUCCAGCAUCUUUAAAAAAAACUCUGCCGCAGCCUUCUUCCAAAAUAGCGCCUCCGCCCUCGCCUUCUCCGCAAACAAAGCCCCCUCCCACUCCCCCUAGUCCUCGAGAGUUGGCUGAACAAGAGGCUCGUCGUAAAAAAGCCCAAUUCUACCGCAAAGACGCUAUUGCUGCGGCUGUUGGUGCGGGAUUGCUAGGUGCAGCAGGAGGAGGCCUACUCUGGAUGGAGUUUCCAGAAUUCGGUAUCGCCUUACGAGACGCUGUCAGCGCCGACAUUCCCAUGUACGUGCCUCCUCUUAUCGGCGCUGCCGUUUUGGGUGGAAGUGCAUUUAACAGUGCUUCGCAAGAUAAUGCUGUGGGCACCCUUACCCGUGGAGUAUUUGGCAGUACCACCAAAGCGAUCGGCGGAGGGAUUGUGGGAGCAGUUACUGGUGUCACCGGCUCUGUGAUCUCAGGCAUUGUAGCCAUUCCUAAAAGAGUGGUUAACGCGGCCGCUCAGAAAGUUCGGGAGACUACAGACGGAAUCAAGGCCAUUCCGUCAAGGGUUCAGGAUGCUGCGGCCCGCAAGGUCCAGAGAACAGCCGAGGAUAUUCGAGCCAUUCCCACCAAAGUUUCUUCGGCGGCAAGCAGAGCCGCAGAAGAAGCCGCUCGGGAGAUCAAGGCAGCCCCCGGUCGGGUCGCAAAAUCAGCGGAAGAAGCACUGGAAAGAUCAGUGGAAGAGACCAAGAAGAAUAUUAACAGAAUUGGAGAAGAUAUAAAAGCCUCUCCCUCAAAGGCUGUGGAUGCCUUCGAAGCAAAGGUGACGGAAGUCUUCGAAGCAAAGCCCAAAGAACCGCAGGCACCUUUGCGUCCUCCUCCACCUCUAGUCAGGAACGAUGCCAAGUCUUCGUUCCCAAACCUCCAGAUUGACCUGCCCAAGCUUGAGGUGCCGAAGAUUCGCGUACCCAAUCUCGAUGCGCUCAAGAUUGACACGCCGAGUAUUGAGAUGCCUAAGACUCCAGUGCCAAAGAAAGAGCGGGAUGAUGGCUUUGUUUUUGGUGAGGUUGGACUCAAGAACUUUAUUAACGCACCGGUAUCAAAGGAUUCCGCCCCGUCCAAACCAGCUACGGUUCCCGAGAAGUCGCAGCAACAGCGGGCAGCUGCACAAAAGCGCGACCGCGCUCAAGCGAAAGUAGCAUCCGAAAAGCAACGUCGAGAACAAGCUAAAGUGGUGGCGGCAGAAAAGCAGCGCCAGGAGCAAGCCAAAGCGGCAUCGGCCGAAAAACAGCGUCAGGAACAAGCCAAAGCGGCAUCUGUUGAAAAACAGCGACAGGAACAAGCCACUCGACGUGCUAAACAAGAGAAGGCUCGUCAAGAGCGGCAAAAGCGUCUUGAAGAUAUAGAAGCAACUAAAAAGGCCAAGUUGGACCAGCGAAUGCGCGAAACAGCAAAGCAGACGCAGAUUGCCGAACAGAAGCGUUUAGAGGCGGAACGCCGAAAGAACGCAUCAGGUUCGAAGCCACGUCCUAGCUUUCAAAUUCCCCGUCCCAGUUUCCGUAUUUCUCCCGACUCUGACGCUAGCAAACCUCGUCCCUCAUUUUCGCUAGGUGGAAUGCCCAAGCAGCAGAAGAGUCCCUCAGAAAGCAAACCCCGUCCGUCCUUUCAAUUGAACCUCGGAGGGGGUAGCAGCAAAGCUGGAGAGUCUGGUGUCAAACCUCGCCCUUCCUUCCAAUUGAACCUUGGAGGCGGCAGCAGCAAAGUCGAAAAUUCCGAUAGCAAACCUCGUCCCUCUUUUCCACUAAAUCUCGGAGGUCGCGGAAGUGAUGCAAAUGUUGUCAGUAAGCCUCGUCCUAGCUUUUCCCUCGGUGGAGGCGGCGGGACCCAAUCAGGAAAGAAAGCUCCCCGCGGUGUCCCCACUAUUGUGCGCUGGAAACAACGCCGAGAUGGCGGUAUAACCGGCUUCAUCUACGGUUCUCCAAAUUUCGACGAUGGAGAUCGGGUGGAGACUACAGCAAUCGCAACAGGAGAUGUUGCUAAUGGUGGCGUCGUUAAGACGGGAAGUGGUUCUAGAUACUUCUUAAGUGAGACCCCUCCAAUGGGAGGGAAAGCGAAAGGCGGCAACGAUGCCGGCGCUUUGAAAUCCCUGCUCAGUGCUAUUCCAGGAGCAACCAUCAAUCUCUCCCGAAGCAGGAAGACUCCAGCGGAAGUAAAGGCUGAGGAGACUUUGAAGAAGGCGGAAGCGGCACGACCGAGAACAUUUUCACUAUUCGGUUUGGGUGGAGACGGGGCAGACUCCAGACCACCUUCCCAGAAGGAAAAGGGCUCUGGCGGAGGCAAAAAGCCCGCAGUGACGGCACCCCGCGGAGUUCCUACUUUGAAUAGAUGGAAGAAGAAUAGAGAUGGAUCCGUCACUGGUUUUAUUACGGGAUCACCCAACUUUUCUGAAAAUGAGAAAGUUACAACAUCCCCGAUUACGCAGGGCACCGUGAAGUCCACUGAAACUGUGAAGACUGGAAGCGGCUCUCGAUAUUUUCUUGCAUGAAUGAGUUGAAAAUCUCUGAGUUCAUCAAAACAACCUGUACUAUGUGUUGGAGUCCUUUGAUAGCAUUGACGAUAAAUUAAUAGGAUGAAGCAAGGGCAAAUCCAUUGAAUGCAUAGCUUCUACAAACGCAUCCAAGCUUCAAAGCAUGCAUUUUAACUAAGAAAU
Molecule: messenger RNA, 3107 nt
Organism: Phaeodactylum tricornutum CCAP 1055/1
Lineage: Eukaryota; Bacillariophyta; Bacillariophyceae; Surirellales; Neidiaceae
Exons: 1
Coding region: 66-2942 (958 amino acids)
Source: RefSeq, a predicted model, not a curated record